Rhincodon typus (whale shark) is the source of this 8616-nucleotide messenger RNA. RefSeq names its product coagulation factor V (gene f5). The record is from RefSeq and is a predicted model, not a curated record. The coding region runs from base 335 to 6070 and encodes 1911 amino acids. Lineage: Eukaryota; Metazoa; Chordata; Chondrichthyes; Orectolobiformes; Rhincodontidae. The transcript has 25 exons. Gene Ontology annotation, molecular function: copper ion binding.
UGAACGGGUUGAACUUGAUGUAACGUUUCUUUGAUAGCCCCACGUACGUGCUUUUUUGGGGGGCUGUUUUUGGUAAUUGCUAUGCAAUUGCUGCCGAACAUGUACAGAACUCUGGCGGAAAUUCAUCUGCCACUGAGCGGUGCUUUUAAGAGUAGGUGGCUCAUGUUUACACACAAGCUUGUGACGGGUGAUUUGUUAUUUGAUGUUCUCACGGACGUGGCGGAGGUGGCGAGAUAAAAGUCUAACCCCGGGUCACCCGAGCAGGACUGCGAACUCCGAUUUCAAAUAAAGUGAGCAAGUCCGUGGAGUUUGUACAUUCGGCCCGGAUAACACCAUGAAGUGCUGUUGCCCACUCGUGCUGUUCAUUUCAUGUCUCCUCCGGGGCGGACUGGCAGUGAACAGGCUGCACCAUUUGGCUGCUGUGGAAAUCGAAUGGACUUAUUCCAGAGAUUGGGGAGAAAGGCGUGUUUUCAGUUCUGCUGAAACGGACACUUAUUACAAGAUUGUUUACAAGGAGUACCGUGACGCUGACUUUAACAGAGAAAAGCCUGGCCCGAACUGGAGAGGGUUGCUGGGUCCCAUUCUACGAGCAGAAGUAGGAGAUACCUUACAGAUCCAUUUCAAGAAUAAAGCACCUUAUCCUUUAAACAUUCGACCGCAGGGAAUAAUGAACGGACAAUCAGCUGACGAGUUCUUCCAUAAAAACAAAUUACACUUUGAAGACAGAAAGGAACCCAUCGUACCAAACCAAGAGCAUACAUAUAUAUGGAAUAUCACAGAAGAAAUGGGACCAACCAUAUCUGAUCCUCAAUGCCUUACCUACACCUAUUCUUCUGAUAUUGAUGUAAUAAAAGAUUUCCACACUGGAUUGAUUGGAGCUCUACUGAUCUGUAAACCUGGUAGUUUGAAAAAGAAUGGCAAGCAAAAUGAUUUUAGAGAAGAAUUUGUUUUAUUAUUUUCAAUAUUUGAUGAAAGUAAGAACUGGUAUGAGUACGAAGAAAAGGCUCCAAUCAAAAUGUACUCCAUCAAUGGAUUUACAAAUGGCACUUUACCAGAACUUGGUGUAUGCACUCGUGAUGACAUUAGCUGGCAUUUAAUUGGAAUGAGCUUGGAUCCUGAAGUCUUCUCUAUUCAUUUCAAUGGCCAAGUCCUAUUGCACAAUAAUCACAGAGUAUCAUCUAUUGGCCUGACACCAGGCUCAUCUGUCACAGCUCAGAUGUCUCCCAUUCAAGUUGGAAAAUGGCUGCUCUCUUCUCAAGUACAACAUCAUCGCCUGGCUGGUCUGUAUGGGUAUCUCAACAUAAAAAAGUGCACGUCUGAGGAGUCACCAGGAAAAUACAAGUCAGGCAGACUGCGAAGAAAUUUUCGUGAAUAUUAUAUUGCAGCUGAAGAAGUUUUGUGGGAUUAUGCUCCUGAUAUUCAAACCUACGUGGACAGUGAUUUUAAAACCAAAUAUUUGGAUUCGGGACGAAACCGUAUUGGCAAAAUAUAUAAAAAGGCAAUAUAUGUCGAAUACACAGAUAAAACUUUCUCUGAACGUAAAGAACCGAAUGAAGGACCAGUUUCUAUAUUACAAGAUGGAAUUGGGGCCCCUAUUAUAAGAACUGAAGUUGGUGAUAAAAUUAAGGUUUAUUUUAAGAAUAUGGCUAGUCGUCCCUACAGCAUCUACCCUCAUGGUAUAACAGUGGAUAAGAACAAUGAAGGUGCUAACUACCCUGGGAAUUCCGCAAAUUCCACAAAACAGGUUGAUCCUGAACAAAUCCACAUUUACACUUGGAAGAUUUCUGAAGAUGUUGGACCAACUGCCUCAGACCCCAGGUGCCUAACAAGACUAUAUCAUAGUGCUGUUGAUGUCACUCGGGACAUUGCUUCAGGGCUUUUUGGACCACUUUUAAUCUGCAAGGACCUGUCCCUGGAUGCCAGGAAUUUGCAGAUAAGAGUAGAUGAAGAGCAACACGUCAUAUUUGCAGCACUUGAUGAGAACCAAAGCUGGUAUAUUGAUGAGAACAUUCAGUUAUACCUGAAUUCUUCCAACUUUGAUCCCACAGACCCUGAAUUUUACGAAUCAAACAUCAUGUACACGAUAAGUGGUCUUGUGUACGAAAGCAAAGAAUCAUUACCAUUCUGUGAGGGAGUUGUUACAUACUGGCAUGUUUCAAGUAUUGGUGCUCAAGACCACAUUCAAGCAAUUUACUUCCAUGGGCAUACCUUCAAGCACAGAAAAACAAAUGAAGAUGUGAUACAUCUCUUUCCUUUAAUGGGUGAAACUGUAACCAUGCAGAUGGACAAUUUGGGUGAAUGGCUCCUUGGAACUUUAAGUUCACGACAAGUGACCUAUGGUAUGAGGAUAAGAUUUAAAGUUUAUCGGUGUGAGGAUGAAGGCAUUGAAUACCCUUUAGUUUUCUUAAGGAUUCAAUCUGAUUCAGACAAAGUGCUUGUAGAGGUAAGUGAGGAAGCCAGUGAAGAAGAGCUUGAUGAUGAGGCACUUGCAAUUCUGAAAGAACUUGGAUUCCGAUCAUUCCACACACCACAAGAAGCAGAAGAGAAAGAAGAUAUAUUCCAGUUUAUUGAAGGUGAAACUGAUAAUUCAAGAGAGCUCAACACUAAAAUAUCUGAGGAGCAAGGUAGUCAAUUCCACUCAAAGGUUAGUGGAAGUCAGAAUAAAACGUACAGUGAUGCAAACAAAGAAAAGGUUGAUAUCUUGGAGUAUGAUAUGGCUCAAGAUGAGCUUGAGCAGCCUAAGGAAUUAGGUGAAAGUACACCGGAAGUGCCAUUAAACGAAGCAAUCAAUGAGAUGACACAAAAAGCUGAAAUAGAAUCUGAUGCAUAUGUGAUGAAUUUCACAUCCUCAAAUAUUCAUUUAAAGCAAAAUAGAACAGUUACGAUGGAGGGAGAUAUUAACGUGGAGAUUUUUGGAGAAGACUAUGAAGCAAAAACCAGCAGUAGUGUACUUCAAGAUUUUUUACUAAGCUCUGCUGCCAGAAAUACUAGCUUGAUAUUUAACACGAGCAAUCCAAAUACUGUGGUUAAUCCCUCUGUGAAGAAUAAGAGUUUAGCUGAGACUCCUACAGUAGUAGUAAAGCAAAAUAAUUUUCAAUUAACUGCAGAGAACAUCAGCUCCAUCAAUAUUAUUGAUGGUGAAAGAGAAGAGAAGUCUGAUCUAGUCCCACAAGAAAAUAACACAGAACUAAAGAGUCAAAAUGAGAAAACUGAAACUCUGUAUGAAAUGAGGAACACCGAUAAUUUUAAUGAAACCAGCACGGCAUCAAAUAAUACAGGCAGAAAAACAACGCUUUCAUCUCCUUCAUUAAAGCAGAAUGUGGCAACUUCACAAACAACUAACUUUACAGCUGGUUAUGAAAGAAAUCAAAUUAACUCCAAUGCAAAUAAUGAAAGUAAAAGUACAUCGACAGUUGACAUAGAACAGGGUAAUUUACUCAAUCAGUUGUCCCAUGAGGUUUUGGAACACGUCACCAAUACUUCAGAACAACUAGGAAUAGAAAGCAGUGAAAACUCUGACAAAGUAUUUAUUUACUUAAAGAAGUAUUCAACAGGCAAGCACAGGGUUCGAUUUCAGGGAACACCUCUGAAACCCAAUGGAUCGUAUUUGAUGUACCAAGUGGAAGAAAAGGGCAUUAGUGUUACAGAGUUAAAGCAUUUGAAAAAAUAUGUAAAGCUGGCAAUACAUGAUAAUUCUGCAAGAAAAUUCAAAACCGAAGAAAAUGUUAGAAGGCAGACUGCAAUUAAAACAAUGCUGAAACGCAGAAAAUUGCUGAAGGAUCAAAUGUCUCCAAGAGGGUUCAAACCUGGUCUUAAAAAAAGAAUUCAUGUUCCUUUAGGCAAAAAACGUAUGUCACCAAGAGGAUUUCAAGUUAAACCUAAUUCAAUAAUUUUUCAAGAUGACAGCUCAAAUAGUAUUAUAAUAGGAAUUCCAAAACGUAAAAAUGGGGCCACUCUUGAUUACGAUGAAUAUAUUGCAAAUGCGGAUGCAGACCUUCUUGGAGCUGCUAGAAAAAAUAGUGAAGCUGAGACAGAUUUAGAUUCUAUGAACCCUUAUACUAAUGACAGACGAACUCAUUCAGACAUGUCCCGAGAUCCAGAAAUAAUCGUUGAGCAUUACUUACGGAGCUACAGAGGAAAUGUGAGGCAUUACUUUAUUGCAGCUGAAGAAAUUUUGUGGGAUUAUACUGGAAAUACUAUACAUUCAGCAGAGCAAACAAAUACACUGUAUAAAAAAGUCAUUUUCCGGAGAUACACAGAUGCGUUAUUUAGGGAACGCUAUGAUCACGGAGAAAGAUACGACCACUUGGGAAUACUUGGACCUGUCAUCAGAGCAGAAGUUAAUGAUGUCAUCAAGGUUCUCUUUAAAAACUUGGCUUCAAGACCAUACUCUAUUCAUGCCCAUGGAGUGUCAUAUGAAAAGUCAUCUGAAGGAGUGAAAUAUGAAGAUUACUCUACUGACUGGUUUAGAUCAGAUGAUGCUGUUCCCCCAAACAGCACGUACACUUACGUAUGGAAUGUGCCGCCUCGAUCAGCACCAACUUCAUACGAUUCAGUCUGCAAGGCCUGGGUCUAUUAUUCCAGUGUGGACUAUGUGAAGGAUAUUAACUCUGGAUUGAUUGGGCCUCUGUUGAUCUGUAAGAAUGGAACACUGAACACCUUUAAUGAAAUUCCCAAUGAUGCUCGUGAAUUUGUUUUGCUCUUCAACACUUUUGAUGAAACUAAAAGUUGGUACCUGAACGAGAACAAGGACCGACUUUGUAAAGAAUCCUGUGAGAUAAGCAAGAGCAAUUCCAAUUUUAAACAGCACAGUACAUUUCACGCUAUAAAUGGAUUUGUCAAAGCAUCUUUAAGGGGUCUCGUGAUAUAUGUAGAAGAGCGGGUGCGAUGGUAUUUGAUUAAUGUGGGAGGCUCAGAUGAUGCGCAUGCUAUACGUUUCCACAGCCAGACAUUUAUUGAAAGGAGGGAAAGUGAACAUCGUCUGGGCAUUUACAACUUGUAUCCAGGUGCCUUUAGAACCAUUGAAAUGCAGUCAUUAAAACCUGGCACAUGGCUUUUAGACUGUGAAAAUGGAAUGCAUUACAAAGGAGGAAUGCGGGCACAUUUGCUUGUUCUAUCUAAAGGUUGCGAUUAUCCCUUGGGUAUGGCAUCUGGAAGUAUAACUGAUCCUCAAAUCACUGCGUCAGACUAUGUGGACAACUGGAAGCCAAGUCUAGCACGAUUACACAACAACGACAUGAUCAAUGCCUGGAGUGCUGAAAAGCACACGAACAAGAAGCUCUGGAUUCAAGUCGACCUGGAAAGGCCAAUGGUGAUCACUGAGAUUGCCACCCAAGGAGCCAGCACAAUGUUUGUGCAAAAUUAUAUUACAGCCUUUUCCAUUGAAUACAGCAGGGAUGGGGAAAAUUGGAGGUAUUACAAUGGAAACAGCAGAAGCUACAAACAAGUGUUUAAAGGAAACUCUGAUGCUGCAGAAGUAAAGUUUAACAGGUUCAACCCUCCUAUUGUUGCAAGGUAUCUAAAAUUAAAUCCGGUAUCCUUCCGAGUCAGACCUACUCUUCGCAUGGAAUUAUAUGGCUGUGAAAUAGACUUCUGUUCACAACCUCUGGGAAUGAAGAAUGGAAUUAUUGAAGAUUCCCAGAUAACAGCUUCAUCCUACUGGAGCUCAUGGUGGGGUUCUUGGAAGCCGUCACUUGCACGUCUGGAUUUGGAAGGCAGAAUCAAUGCAUGGAGGUCAAAUAAACAAAAUGCAGACCAAUGGCUCCAGGUUAACUUCCUGAAGAAAAAGAAGAUAAGUGGCAUCAUUACGCAAGGGGUCAGAUCCCUCACCACCACAAUGUUUGUGCAGACCUAUUCUGUGCAUUUUAGCAAUGAUGGAGAAAUAUGGCUACCAUAUACAGAUUAUCAGGAUGGGGGUGAGAAGAUAUUCACAGCAAACACAGAUUACUACCAGCAUAAAAAAGGCUACAUCAAUCCACCUAUUUUUGCCAAAUAUAUCCGGAUUAUUCCAAAAACCUGGUACAAUGAGAUUGCACUUCGAGUUGAAUUCUUUGGAUGUGCUUUGGAAUGAAGAUAUUUUUAGGGCAUUUGUAGGAGAAAGUAGAACGUUUUGUAAAAAGACUUUUUGUAUUAAAAUUAUGCCUCUUUAUGAAACACCCAACAUUCACUAAUAAUGAGAAAAUGCUAAUGUAAAAAAAAGGUAAAUUUUAAUUAACAAAUUCUUUUUUAGUUAAAAAUAAUUUAUAAAUUGUCAAAAUAUAACCCAAAAUAUCAGAUUGGUUAGUUAGCUCUGCAUCAUAGACUGUUGGUCUUGCCAGAGGUUUUUUUUUUAAAAAAGUUAUAUAACAUGUGCAGUACCUUUUAGAAUGUAUUUGUUAUUUUCUUAAAACACGUAUUAUUUAUUUUGUUGUUUGGAAUUUACUCUUAUUAGUCAUGAGUAAGAAGGAAAAGGAGAAGUUAGGGCAAGAAAAAUUAGACAGGUUUGAAGAAUCAUAUGAUGAGCCAUUAAAACACCACUAUUCCUCUCUCUCAUUAGCAAACAGCCCUAUGGUCUUCUGGAACUAUGGCAAAUUUACCUUUAUCUUAUCUCAGCAAGCGUUAUGGAGUAUUUCAUAUUUUUUUUCUAUCAUGGUAUGUGAGCAUCACUGACCAGGCCAAAAUUUGCUCAUUCCUAAUUGUUACGACAGGGGAAUGGCCAAACCCCUCUGAUAGUUAAAGCAAAACAGAAGCCUCAAUCUGCUAUGACAGGAUUAGAGGUUCCCUUCUAAUAAUUAUCCCCGAAUCACCCAGAGAAGCUCACCUUUCCCCUCGUAAUCUUUUAAAACUGUGGUAAAAAGAAAGAAAAUUCCUGAUUUCCACUUUACAGGUAACAAGAAACUAUUUAUUUAACCCAACAAUGAACAAAUUAACAAAAUUACUAACAAACCAACAAUUCCCCCUGAGACUAUGAACCACCCCCUAAAUGGUCUAAAUUCUACUGGAAUGCUGUUUAAAUAAAGACAACUUCUACCAAUAUAAACCCAAUUAAUAAGAAGCAAUAAAUUAUAACUUAAUCUCUCCAUGUUCGCACAGACUGUCUUUGGGAAUAUUCUGUCAUCUCCACUCUCUUCACAAAACUUCUCUUCUGCUAAUUCUGCUGUAAGGGAUGUUUUAUCUCUAUAAUUUCCUCCAAUGAGGACUUUGAGCUAAAAUACCAUGGUACCUUUGAUUAAUUAGAUGGGCUUUCUCUGAGAGCUGAAUAGUGCUAACUCUAGCAGGUGGCAGUUGUCUCUCUGCUGAUUUUGCAAAUGCCCUCAUCUUGUAUAUGCAUAAUGACAUAAUCUUAUUCUUACAAUAUGAUUAGUUUCAGGUUGUCAACACCAUCCGAUUUAAAUUCAGUUGGCUUUGGUGCUUUGUUUAAAUUCAUUGGCCAAAUUCAAAAUUGUUGUCUUGGAAAAAGUGUUGCUUGGCUGUUCUAUACAAAAUGUUUCCAUUCGGGCACUCUCUGUGCACCUGCAUUUGUAAACUUCCAAACACACAAAGCACAAGCUGUUAUAGAGACCACAGCACUCUUUUCCCCAUGAUCAUUUUUUCCAAUGAAUUCUAACUUCCUGCCUUCCAAUUCAUGAAUACUUUACCCAACUUCGUAACACAAUGGCCUCUGACUUGAAUGGCUAGACCACUUCAGGGGACAGUUAAGAAUUAAACAUAUUGCUGUGGAUCUGGAGUCACUUGUAGGCAAGACCAGAUAAGGUGAUAUAUUCCUCCCUAAAAGGGAAUAGUGAGUCAGGUGGGUUUAUUGUAAGAGUCACAAAGAACAAUUCAAUUGCAGAUUUCAAUUCCAUUUUUUAUUGAAUGAAUUUAAAAUCUACCAGCUAUCCUAUGGAGAUUUGACCAUGUGUCCUCAAAGUAUUAACCUGAGCAUCUGGAUUAGCAGUCCGGUAACAUUACCGUUGUGCCAUUUCCCCUUAAAGCUAAGGAGUUGAUUACUUUUGCAAUGUUCCGAAAAGACAAAUGUCAUUAAUUGAAUUGAGCAUCAAUGUUAUGAAAUAAAGAAGCUUAAUUCAUAUUUAUCCUCAUUUCAAAGAACAUGGGGUCCCCAAUUUAUGAACAUCCAAUUUACAAAUGCUCAUACUACAGGGGUGUAAUUGUAAAGAUCCAACAAAUGAACAUUUCCUGUACUUACGAACUGCCACUUUCUAUUGUCCUACAUUGUGUUCUGACUUGUGUACAAAUCGACUUAACAAACAGUCUCAAGAAAGGAACCCGUUCAUAAUGCGGGAACUGCCUGUACCUACCUUCAAUAAGAUUCUAUCUACGUACAGAAAGGGAUAAUAUUGUUACACUCUGGGCUAUACCAUUGUACAUUUAGCACGGGCACAACCUUAACGUAAUUUGAGUGACAACCACUACUAUAUCUGGUAGAUUCUAAGAUAACCCUGAAAUUGUAAAUGUAACAUUGAUGCCUUCAAAAGUAAAAAGGCCCAUUACAAGCAAUGAGUUGAUCAAAUCGAACCUGUGGCCAUGUGUAUUCCUCUGUUAAUAACUUCUCCAAACUUUUACAAUGUCAAUCUACUCCAAAACUAUUCCACUAAUUUUUCAAAGAAUGCAAUAAAAUCUCUUCUUCUCCUAAAUUGA